AUAAAAUCGAAGAAGAACCGCCUAACCCGAUUUAAUUAUUUUCAAUGGAGUCGACAUGGGAGCAAUCAAAUUUACGGUCCAAGUUUCUCCAAUCGGUUGAACCAAGUAGUUUGCAAAUUUCUCUCUGUCGUGCCUGUUUGAGAAGAGGAAAGAGUCUCAGAGAAAGAUCGGAGGAUGAGUGCCGAAGAUUUCGAGAAGAAGGUUUCCAUCUCAGAUUCCCUCGCCGGAGAUAUCGAAAUUGAAUGCGGCGUUCCCGUCGGCGGCUCUACUAGUUCCACGGGCGGCUCCGGCGUCGAAUCCCAAACCCUGGUUCUGCUUCGGAGACUGCUGGAGAUUCAGCAGCGUCGAGCUCAGGCUUACGCCAAGCUCAAAAGAGGAUUCUCAGAGUAUGUGGAGUCUAGUGCUGAAGCGCUUUAUCAGAAGCUGUGCAGCGAGAUUACAGCAGAGUUCAACGAGUGUUCGAAACAAGUGCGCGAGAUGGAAUCUCUGUUUCUGAAUCCAGAAGUCGGAAGAGCUGAUCUUGCUCAACUGCUCAGCGACAUUCAAACUCAAGAGAAGCAGAAAUUGCAUCUGACCGUCACAAUACAGGUACUGAAGAAGGCAGGGAGACCAUCAGAGCGGAUGCUGACACAUGAGAAGUGCAAGUUCAAGAAGCCGAUGCAGCACGAGUGUGUGCAUCUUCAUGAGAUUACAGAAGCUGCAGGAACAGAGGAAGCAGAGGCGGAUGCAGAGUAUGAUAACGCGCUAAAGGAAGCCAUUAGAGGAGUGCAGGACGCUGUGACUUGCAUCAAUGAGCAUCUUGAAGAUAUUAGGUACGAGAUUGCAGCCCUUGAAGCUGAUUAA
Molecule: messenger RNA, 843 nt
Organism: Thlaspi arvense
Lineage: Eukaryota; Viridiplantae; Streptophyta; Magnoliopsida; Brassicales; Brassicaceae
Source: the annotation of a GenBank genome assembly